CUUCUUCUCAGCUCCGACAUGUCGCCCACAGAAACCAUUUUAUUGUGUGGAGCCAACGUGCUGAACAUUUAGAGCAGGAGGACGAUUUCAUGCGGGAGGAUCUCUGAAUCGCGGCGGCUUUCAUCAGCAUGUCCUCUCGGGAUGGGUGAAGCAUCUCGUUCGCUUUCUGGGACCGAACUGGUUUGACUGGUGAGCUCUCAGUUUCCCGUGAACCACCGACCGACCGACCGACCGACGGAUGGAUGAUGGAUGCCGCGCAGGUUUAAUCUGUGUCCUCGGUGAAGAUAAAGGAGACGGCCUAAAGUCCAGCUUGGUGGACUGUGGACCCAAAGAUCCCCUGAACAUCUGAUGGAGGACUGUUCACGCCGUCGGCCUGUGCGUCUCUGUGGAUCUGUGCUCUCCUGCUGUGGACUCUGAGGCCUUUCUGAUCGCAGGGCGUAGAUCUACUGCAGCCAUGACUCCUCCACCCUCAUCCACCCUCAAGCCACUUGUUGUCACUGAGCUGCUGCUGCUGCUGCUGCUGCUGCUGACAUCACUUCCUGUGUCAGCUAUGGAGACGGAGACAUGCUUCUCCAGACAACACCAGAACGUCAUCGUCAACCUCAGACUGGCCCUAGCCAGGCCGGCGACGGCCAUGGACCCUCGGGUGGUCCACUCAGAGCGGGACUGCGUCCUCGCCUGCUGCUCAGAGGAAGUCAAACCAGGGGCCAAGUGCAACAUGGCCGUGUUCAACGCCAAGAAACACGCCGGCGAUGAUAACUGCUUCCUGUUCCACUGCCCGACGGAGCAGGACUGUCCUCUAAUGAAGGCUCAGGACGGCAUCAACACCUACGACAUCUACAAAGGCUUGAUUCAUCCAACCACAGUGAGACCAGAGACCACCACCAUCACCACCACCACCACCACGUCGGCCCCAACCACAGUAACAACCACACAACCCACCACCACACAAAGUACAACAACACCACCAACCACCACUACAACCUCUGCAUCAACCACAACACCCACCACGCAGGCUCCUGCCACCACAACAGCACCUCCACCCAUCAUUAUCAUUGCCACAAUGCCUCAGCUAACUUCAACACCUCCCACCACCACCAGCACAACUACAGGUACAACAACAGCUUCCUCCACCACCACCAGCACCACCACCAGCACCACCACUGCAACCGCAAGAAAGACAAACAAAGCCACCAAAAAGCAAAAUAAAGCAACCAAGAAAGCAAAGUCUCAUCCUGUCAGCACCGUCACCACCGCCCGGCCAGCUCAGAGCUCCACCACAUCACUUCCUGUCACACCGGCCAACGAAGAGGCUGCACUGAGAACUACUGAUAAACCACAACCCAACUCUGAAACUACCACUUCCACUACUACAAUUACUCCCACUUCCACUACUACAAUUACUCCCACUUCCACUACUACCACUCCUCCCACUACUACCACUACUACAACUACUACCACUACUACAACUCCCGCUCCAACUACUACCACUACUACAACUCCCGCUCCAACUACUACCACUACUACAACUCCUACAACUCCCGCUCCCACUACUACCACCACUACAACUCCCACUACUACCACUAUGAGUACUACUACAGCUCCCACACCUUCUACUACCACCACGACUACUGCUCCUACUUCUUCCGCUUCUACUAGUAGCCCUCAACUUACUACAACCAUCACCACCACCACCGAUUUGCCCACCAUGAGGACGACUCCAGCAGCAAGUCUGGUCAUCGUCCCCAAAGAUGCUGUCCAGUCCCACCACAGCCUCCAGAACUCGAGUGCUGGGCGUGGGAAAGUGGAGGCGGCGCAGGGGGCGUUGAAGAGUGGCGUGGUGGCCUUCAUGGUGCUGGGACUCGCUGUGCUCACGCUGGCCUUAGCCAUCGGCGGCCGUAAGGCGAUGGAGUCCUUCGACAGACGCCACUACACGAGACUGGAGCUCAAUGACCUGCACUAUGAGGUGUGA
Scatophagus argus is the source of this 1972-nucleotide messenger RNA. It is a transcript of the gene mansc1, whose product is annotated as MANSC domain containing 1. Bases 455 to 1972 code for a protein of 505 amino acids. The transcript has 5 exons. The record is from RefSeq and is a predicted model, not a curated record. Lineage: Eukaryota; Metazoa; Chordata; Actinopteri; Scatophagidae.